CCCGAAAGCAACAACGACGAUGUCUGGUUAGCCGAACAAGUUAACGUGAAGAUCAUGAUGGCUGAUUUGGGUUUGGACGAACCCAAGCCGGUUAUCCCUUGUCCAAAGCCAGCUGAUAUGAAGUCGGAAAACCCCAAGCCGGCUAUCCCUUGUCCAGAGGCAGCUGAUGUGAGGUUGGAAACCCCCCAGCCAGUCACCCCUCAUCCAAAGGCAUUAGCGCCGGUCAGACAGCCCAGGUCACCACCACGCGGUGGAUUUGGCAAAUGGCGAGGCAGAGAACGUGGUAAGGCAGCACGUCAAUAGUCG
Ilyonectria robusta is the source of this 306-nucleotide messenger RNA. RefSeq lists its product as uncharacterized. The record is from RefSeq and is a predicted model, not a curated record. The transcript has a single exon. The coding region runs from base 55 to 303 and encodes 82 amino acids. Lineage: Eukaryota; Fungi; Ascomycota; Sordariomycetes; Hypocreales; Nectriaceae.